AAAUGCCCAAAACCAGUAAUAGCUGCUAUUCAUUCUCAUUGUUAUGGUGCUGGAGUAGAUUUAAUUACCGCCUGUGACGUUCGUUACUCGAGUAGUGAUGCUGUUUUCAAUAUUAAGGAAGUUGACAUUGGCAUGACCGCAGACGUGGGGACAUUAAACCGCAUUGAAAAACUGGAUACGAGAAGUCUAAUUUCUCGAAUUUUCGACAACCAAAAAGAACUCGUUGAAGGAGCAUUGGAUCUGGCGAGAUUAAUCGCUGAAAAAAGCCCAAUAGCCGUUCAAGGCACAAAAGAGGUUCUCAACCAUGCUCGUAAUCACACAAUAGAAGAAUCAUUAGAUUUUGUGAAAACAUGGAAUAUGAGCCAACUACAGUCGGCGGAUCUGCGGAAUAGUGCCAUGGCGGCGAUGAGCAAACAGAAAGUUGAAUAUGAGAAUGUUUGA
This is a messenger RNA of Cylicostephanus goldi, 441 nucleotides long. The record is from the annotation of a GenBank genome assembly. Lineage: Eukaryota; Metazoa; Nematoda; Chromadorea; Rhabditida; Strongylidae.